Molecule: messenger RNA, 972 nt
Organism: Paraglomus brasilianum
Lineage: Eukaryota; Fungi; Glomeromycota; Glomeromycetes; Paraglomerales; Paraglomeraceae
Source: the annotation of a GenBank genome assembly
AUGCUCAAACGCAAGGACCCACCAACUUCUGCAGCCGGGGCCGCCAAGAAAAAAGGGACUGAUAAAUCUUCAGUCCAGAGUUCUCUUGCUUUAUGGGUCAAACCCUCUGUAGAGACGUCAGCAGACAAGUCGUUAGUGACGUUGGAUAGCUUGGCAGCAGGACUGGAUGAUAACACCAAGAAAUUGUUAAAGUUGGAAGUUGAUACUAUGGACCAAGAAUGGUUGAAGGCGUUGAAAGCGGAAUUUAGGAAGAAUUACUUCUUGGAGCUAAAGAAAUUUCUUGCGACUGAUGCGAAAUCCCACAAAAUAUUUCCACCCGCUGAGGAUAUAUAUAGUUGGUCGAGAUUCACACCCGUUUCGAAAGUUAGAGUUAUCAUCCUUGGUCAAGAUCCUUAUCAUAAUGUCGGACAAGCGCACGGUCUAUGUUUCAGUGUUAGGCCUGGAGUUACACCUCCUCCAUCCCUGGUCAACAUCUACAAAGCCAUGAAAAUCGACAUCCCAACUUUCAGAGUACCCAAGCAUGGCUAUCUUGAAAAUUGGGCCAAGAACGGUGUUUUAUUAUUGAACGCAGCACUCACCGUUCGCGCGCAUGAUGCAGGAAGCCAUAGCAAGAAAGGAUGGGAAGAGUUCACUGAUGCAGCGAUUAAUUACUUGAACGAAAAGAAAUCCGGAUUGGUAUUCAUACUUUGGGGAGGACAUGCUCAUAAGAAGGGAAAACGUAUUGACAAGCAAAAACACUUGGUAUUGAAAGCACCCCAUCCUUCUCCACUUUCUGCAAGAGGAGGAUUCUUUGAGUGCCGCCAUUGGUCACAAGCCAACGCAUACUUGAAAAAUGGUGUGCAAGAAACUGCCAGUGCUAGCGAUAAAGAUGCGGUCGAGCAAGUGCCGCCAGAGGAAGAAAAAGCUGGUAUGGGAGAAACUGCGAAUGCUAAUGAGAACAAUGCAGUUGAGCAAGUCGCAGUUGUCAAUUGA